This is a messenger RNA of Humulus lupulus (European hop), 987 nucleotides long. RefSeq names its product ethylene-responsive transcription factor 8-like. The transcript has a single exon. Bases 68 to 634 code for a protein of 188 amino acids. Gene Ontology annotation, biological process: regulation of DNA-templated transcription. Gene Ontology annotation, molecular function: DNA binding; DNA-binding transcription factor activity. The record is from RefSeq and is a predicted model, not a curated record. NCBI's taxonomy places the organism in Eukaryota, Viridiplantae, Streptophyta, Magnoliopsida, Rosales, Cannabaceae.
UAUAUAUAACCUCAGAAACCCUACCUUCUAUCGCCUUUCUCUCUCUCUCUCUGCAAAUUCACUAUCAAUGGCAGUUGACACACUUCGCCUUCGCAAGAACUCGCUCAACUCCUCCGCCGGAGCUUCGGCGGAGCCCAGACCUCUUGCGCCGUCGCCGCCUUCUCCCAAUGAAUCGCAGCAGUUUAGAGUUCCGCCUCUGAAGGAGUCACACUUUAGGGGAGUCCGAAAGCGACCGUGGGGCCGAUUCGCGGCCGAGAUACGCGAUCCGUGGAAGAAGACGCGCAAGUGGCUCGGAACCUUCGACACGGCGGAGGAAGCGGCGCGUGCGUACGACGACGCCGCACGGAGCCUACGCGGUCCCAAGGCCAAGACAAACUUCGGUCACGGAGGCCUCGCCGGGCCUAUCAUGACCGCGGCUCCGCCUCAGUCGGUCGUCGUCGGAGACUGUAUGCAGUUAUGGAGACAGCCGGUGUACUUGCACAGCGUGACGCCGUCAUCGGCGCCGGCGAGAUCGGAGUACAAGGGAUACAAGCUUGAGAAUGUGGAUGUGGUGGUGAGCGAGCAGGAGAAGACGAUGGGUAAAGAAAAGAAACCAUUCUUGUUCGAUCUGAAUCUGCCGGCGCCGUUGUUCUGAGCCGCCGGAAACAGUGAUUCUCCGGCGAAAAUACAAAUAGAGGAGGAGGACACGCUGUGGUAAGAGGCUCGGUUUUUUUUUUUUCCUUUCUUUUUUGUGAAGCUUCGAAAUUCCAUUUUUGCCCCCAUUCGGAAGCUUUAAUUUCUAUUAUUGUACAGGUAGUAACUAAAUCUAAAUAUUGUAACCAAAGAGGGGGUUAAAUUAAAUGUACUUUAGACAAGUUUUUGUCUAGUUAAUUGGGUCUCACGAGUUACCCCAGAGACUUUGACUCGGUCUCAACUCGUCUAAAUCUUUAUAGAUUUGAUGAAAAUAUGCUUACUUUAGCCCGAGUUGAAUCGGAAUCUCGUUGAUAA